Dicentrarchus labrax (European seabass) is the source of this 1841-nucleotide messenger RNA. It is a transcript of the gene spryd7b, whose product is annotated as SPRY domain containing 7b. The transcript has 5 exons. Gene Ontology annotation, molecular function: protein binding. The record is from RefSeq and is a predicted model, not a curated record. Bases 83 to 673 code for a protein of 196 amino acids. Lineage: Eukaryota; Metazoa; Chordata; Actinopteri; Moronidae.
GGGGGGGGUUGACGUCUCAACGCCAGGCACUCUUUGGUUUUGAUGGUAUGAGUUUGUUUCCGGAUGUUUAGCCAGUAUCAGGAUGGCUGCGAUGUUUACGUGUUGUCUAGGCUGCUGCGGAGAUGGCGGACCGGGGCAUAUUCCUCUGAAAGAGAUGCCCACGGUGCAAUUAGAUACCCACCACAUGGGCACGGACGUUGUCAUUGUAAAGAGUGGCCGGAGGAUAUGUGGCACUGGAGGCUGUCUGGCCAACGCUCCUCUGCACCAGAACAAAAGUUAUUUUGAGUUUAAGAUCCAGUCCACUGGUGUGUGGGGUAUCGGUGUGGCUACACAGAAAGUGAAUCUUAAUCAAGUGCCUUUGGGCAGAGACACAAACAGCCUAGUCCUGAGGCAUGAUGGGUCUGUGUACCACAAUAAUGAAGAGAAGAAUCGCCUACCUGCCAACAGCCUUCCUCAGGAGGGGGACAUUGUGGGCAUCACAUACGACCAUGUGGAGCUGAAUUUAUAUCUGAAUGGAAAGAACAUGCAUUGUCCUGCCUCAGGGAUCCGAGGCACUGUGUACCCUGUUGUUUAUGUGGAUGACAGUGCCAUCUUAGACUGCCAGUUUAGUGACUUCUAUCACACAGCUCCUCAAGGAUUUGAGAAGAUCCUCUUUGAACAACAAAUCUUCUAAUGGAGCACUUCAGCCUCAGCCCUGCUUUAUGUUGUCAUACUCCCCUAUAUCUCAUAGCAACCUCUGUGACACUACAGUUUGACCUUGAUCGGAUAAAAUCAUAAUGUGUGGCUUAAAUGCCUCUUGUUUUAUUUCCCGUAAUUACUCUGUCUCUCUGCUGCUGCUCUGGAAUGAUGUUGGCGUGUCCUUUUUUUUUUUUUUUUUUUAAAGGAGUGGGGAUUUAUGAUCAGUAGUCAGCUAUGAUGGGCUGUUUGGGUCGAUGGCAAAACUGUCCAAUCAUUACCUGGUGUCGGUGGUAAUCACCCUGUAUUAACUUAAACACUAUCAAUUGCCGCUUACAUUUUCAAUCUGUGUGUAGAUGCCAGACAGUUGGUCUAAUUGUAAUAUGUCCCCAUUUUUCAGGAUCAGGAGCCAUGUUUUUGUUGACAUCACUUUAUACUUAAGUUUUUUGAAUGUUUAAUUUCCUAAAUGCCAUACUGACAUCCCAGCAUACGCCCUUUAUUUAUUUGUAUUUAUUUGAGUCACAGAUCAAAGUGAUGUGUCUCUUUUGGUUUAUCAAAGCAUGUUUUGGUCAGUAAGAGUUUGAAAGAGACUGACACAUGAGUCAACAACAUCCCAAGCACUUUUAUGUUGCCUUUUUUCAAUAAUUAAAACAAUUUAAAAACAUUACAACACUUCUUAAUUCAUGUCACUGUUAUAAUUUGAGUUGACAGAGAUGGCUUAAAAUACCAACUCCAGUACCCAAGUGCACAUUCCAGGGGACAGCCAGUGUCUGAGGUUGACUUUUCACUGAGGUGAUGGUGCUGGAAAAUGUUUUAUUAAGUGAAAUAUUUCUUAAAUAGCAAACACCAAAAUGUAUUAAAACAGCCUUUUUAUUUCCCCCCACACUUUUCUCUUCCUGAAAUCUUUUUAUUUUUUUAUUUUGUGUAUUUUAUUUUAAAAUAUCAGAAUAUUACUAGAGCUGGUGCUGGCUAUCUCUGGUUAGAGAUAUAUGGUUAAAAUAAAAUAAAAAUGUCAAUCUGUUGUGUUGUAUUGGCAUUGCAUAUCCGCUGCUGAAGUGUGACUGUCAGAUAUUUCAAAUGCUUGUCUUUGUUUGCACUAAUGAUGUUUAUUGUACAAGCAAAUACAAAUAUUGUUGAUUCAUUAAACUUUUGUGUUUGGAGGCAUA